Molecule: messenger RNA, 729 nt
Organism: Procambarus clarkii (red swamp crayfish)
Lineage: Eukaryota; Metazoa; Arthropoda; Malacostraca; Decapoda; Cambaridae
Source: RefSeq, a predicted model, not a curated record
AUGUCCAGAGUUAUUACUGUGACAGAGUCAUCAUUCUGCAUUCCCAGCCCCUCUGGAAAUUCCACCUGCACUGGAACGUUCACCCUCACAGGAACGUCCGUCUGCUUUGGAAUGUCCACUCGCACUGGAACGUUCACCCGAAAUGGUGGAGGAUUGGGGCAAAUUGAGGGAAUCACAAUCACCUCUUCCCUUGAUGGUGGUGAGAAGGGGAUAUCCAAUAGCGAUUUUGUUGGAGCUGGCUCCACCACCUUACGUGGUGGUGGAGAGGGGAUCGCGGAGGGCUUCUCCAGCGAUGCUGUUGGAGCAGGCUCGACCUUCACCUCUCGUGAUGAUGGUGGUGGUGGUGUGAUGGAGGGCUUCUCCAGCGAUGCUGUUGGAGCAGGCUCGACCUUCACCUCCUCUCGUGAUGGUGGUGGUGGUGUGAUGGAGGGCUUCUCCAGCGAUGCUGUUGGAGCAGGCUCGACCUUCACCUCCUCUCGUGAUGGUGGUGGUGGUGUGAUGGAGGGCUUCUCCAGCGAUGCUAUUGAAGCAGGCUCGACCUUCACCUCCUCUCGUGAUGGUGGUGGUGGUGUGAUGGAGGGCUUCUCCAGCGAUGCUGUUGGAGCAGGCUCGACCUUCACCUCUCGUGAUGAUGGUGGUGGUGGUGUGAUGGAGGGCUUCUCCAGCGAUGCUGUUGAACCAGGCUGCACCUUCACCUCAUCCGGAGGUGGAAUACGUGUUGGUGCAUGA